AUGGUCUCUCUGCUUUACAUCUGGCUGUUUUCCCAGAGCUUCCAUUUCCACGUGGCCCAUCUUUAUGCUCACUUGGGGUACCCCAGUGCCCAGCAUAUUGUUGGCCAGAGAUACCUGAAAGGAGCUGGUGUAGUGAAGGAUCAAGAGAUGGCAAUGCACUGGUUUAGACGAGCCUCCCAGCAGGACCAUCCUCACGGUUCCUUUAACCUUGCAUUAGGAAAACUGAAAAACAUAACCGGAUCCAUGGCAGUAGGGGACAUAGAAAUGCUCCUUCAUGUUGCUGCAAGACAGGGGAUCCAAGAGGCCCAGAAACUUCUGGAGAAUAUUAUUUGGACUAAAAGCAAGCCCUUGCCAACUAAAAGAGUGGGGAGUUUUUAA
Budorcas taxicolor (takin) is the source of this 378-nucleotide messenger RNA. RefSeq names its product sel1-repeat-containing protein YbeT-like. NCBI's taxonomy places the organism in Eukaryota, Metazoa, Chordata, Mammalia, Artiodactyla, Bovidae. The record is from RefSeq and is a predicted model, not a curated record. The transcript is spliced from 4 exons. The coding region runs from base 1 to 378 and encodes 125 amino acids. Gene Ontology annotation, molecular function: protein binding.